Messenger RNA from Symbiodinium natans, 444 nucleotides. NCBI's taxonomy places the organism in Eukaryota, Dinophyceae, Suessiales, Symbiodiniaceae. The record is from the annotation of a GenBank genome assembly.
AUGUCGGCCAUGAUCGAAGCCGGCGUGCGCGCAAACAUCCGAGCUCAGUUCAACUGCUCCGACGCGGAGUCCUUGAUGUUCAGUUUCCGCAGCAUGCUUCGAGGCGUCGGUGAUGGAGAGGUGUUGCUCGACAGCAACCUACGCAUCCAUGGGGAGGCAGACUGCCUGCAGCAGCUGCUCAUGACCUCCAAGAAGCUGGAAGGCAGGCCUUUCGUGGAGGUGCUUCAUAAGUCCGACCACGAGCACUUCAAGGACUUCCUUGCACUUGCCAGCUCACAGGAGAAAGUGGCGGCAAAAGGCCAUGUACCUCCUUGUUUGCGCGUGUCGCUGCUGCAUGCCGUCGACACCUGGGUCCAUGCGGACAUCUAUCACGUUCCCAUCGCAAAGCUCCCCGGCAGACGGGAUGGUUUUGUCAAGGCAUCUGCACUUCCGCAUGGGAUUUAG